Molecule: messenger RNA, 2694 nt
Organism: Medicago truncatula (barrel medic)
Lineage: Eukaryota; Viridiplantae; Streptophyta; Magnoliopsida; Fabales; Fabaceae
Product: serine/threonine-protein kinase PRP4 homolog
Exons: 3
Coding region: 210-2177 (655 amino acids)
Source: RefSeq, a predicted model, not a curated record
CUAACUAACCUAAAGGGUAUAUCUACCCACAAUCCAAUCACAAUUCACAUCGGGUUUCUUUCUUCGCUAACUACAAUUCAAUCACGACAUUUUCUCUGCAUUCAUCUAACCCUAAUCGCUUCUUUACACAAAUCCCUUCUUCACUAUCGCUUUUCAAUUUUCUAAUCCCUUUUCUUUUUCAAAGUUCAUUUUGCAGGUCGAUUACUCUUAUGGGGAAAUCAUCCACUUCACUCAAAAAGAACAAACAUUCCUCUAAGACUAAGGCAAGUGGAAGAAGUAAGAGUAGGAAACAUAAAUCAAAGAAGGUUCGCCGCCGUGAAGUUUCUCUUUCUAGCUCAGACUAUGACGAUUCCAAAAGCAUGGACACAUCGUUGUCCUCUAGUUCUGAAGAUAGGUCUAAAAGAAAAAGGGAGCGGUCUCGCCCAAGGAAAGAUGUGAAAAGUCGUAAGAAGAAGGUUCGGAGACGUUCAUACAGCUCUGACAGCAGUGAGGACUCUUUGUAUGCCAAGAAGAGAAAAAAGGUGAAGAGGAAAGACAAGCAUGAUGAGACGAAGGAGAAGUCGCGGAGGAAGAAAAAGGUUAAGAGAGAAACAAGUGUUAGUUCGGUGAGCAGUGGGUCAAGAAGAGACGUUCAGCUUGGGAUUGACAGCAAUGAUAACAGCGAAUAUGAGAGCUCCAGGGGAAGAACAGAAAGAAAGGAGAAAGACAAAAGAAGAUUGAGGGGAAGAAGUGGAAGUGCAAAAAGUGGUAGAUAUAGGGCUCGAAGUUGUUCUCCUUGUAGUAGCCCCCAUGAUGAAUGUACGUAUGAACAGGCUGAAGACAAAUAUGUGUCCAAGAACAAAUCUAGGUGGAUUCGAUCAGUUAUUACUGUUGCAAAAGAGGGGGAUGAAUUUACAGAAUUGAUUGGAAAUGAAACCAAAGAGGAGAUUGUAGAUGAUCAUGAUUACCCUUGUAGAAGUAAUGACAGUAACGAUGGGGGCACAAAGAGGGAGUUGGAUCAUCAUACACAUGAUGCACCAGAAGAGGAAUUGAGGGCCGAGGACGUGACAGGAAAUAUGAAUACUGAUGUUAACUUCACAGAGCCCAAGCUUAGAGAUAUGGGUAGCCUUGAAGUUUGUGCCGGGACAAGUGAAUCAAUGAAGGAGGAAACAAAUGAUGUUUCUGAUGCUAAUCUGAAUGACGUUGAUUUGGAGUCAAUUCUAAGACAAAGAGCAUUAGAAAACUUAAGAAAGUUCCGAGGCCAAGUCCAGUCUACCGCAAAAACUUCUGAACAGAAAAAUAGAAUUGUCAGCCAAGUGAAGCAACCACUUACUGGUAAUCAGGAACUGGUUCAAGAUAAGUCUAAUAUCAGUAAUGUUGCUAUAGCAACGAAACUUGAUAAGCAAACACCUGUAGAAGAAACUAGUUUGCCGGUUGGGAGGAGAAAUUCAGUUGCUUAUCCAAGAAACAAUGGAAGGAAUUUGAACUUGGAUAAAGAUUUAUCUGGUUCUGCUAAGAUUCAAAUGGCUUGUGCACCAGAAAAGGUGAUUGAUGCGGACAACCGAAGCAAAGUAGUCACUGAAUCCACUAAUGCCAUGACGCUGGAUUCAACCCCAUCUCAACCUUGCCACGAUUCACUUCAAAGUCGCUCAUCUCUGAAGCCAACAACUGUGUCCGGACUUCCUCGUGAAAAGUUGGUCUUAGCAGAAAGUAUUAAAAAUAAGGGUAGCAAUGAUAAUGUCAAAGACAUUAGAGGAAUGCCUUCUGCUGGGGCUAAACCUCCUAUUCAUGAAUCUACAUUUAAGCAUAACAACUUGGAUAAGGGGCAAGAUGAUGCCAGUGAUCACUCUCAGUUUAAAUCAAAGCAAACAUCUGAUUCACGUGAAACUUCCAAUCCACAGUUGCCGGUGAGUGAGGCUGAUGAAGAAAAGAAUGCGGCUAAGACAGCCCAAUCUUCAAUCCAGAAUAUUAAUAGCAGUGGCAGAGAUGUUGACGAGUCAUGCAAUGCUGCAGGGAUGUUGAUGGGUUCAUCAGUAGAGAAUAAUUCAGGCAAAGAACAAGAUGGAUCCAAUCAGGGCUCUCAGUUUGAGCAGAAAACAAUGACUGUGAUGAGGGGUGGUGAAUUGGUACAGGUUAGCUACAAGGUCUAUAUCCCUAAGAAAACCCCUGCCUUGGCUAGAAGGCAACUUAAGCGAUGAUCUUAUUUGGUGAAACUUAUGAAGAGGUUAUUAAUGGUUUCAUUCAUAUAUGAACUCUUAGUUACAUCAAUUUUCUAUUAGCUAUAUUUCAUUUAGGUGACUUCGGAGGUGUUGUGAAAGUAGUUUGUUACACGAAUAAUGGUGCAACCAUAUGGCAACACAAAGAAGAGUAGAAGACCCUUUAAUGUUUUCUGGUGGAACAUGAAGACAUUGUGUAAGUCUGCUUUGUGAUGCUUCCACUUGCAAUUUAGAGCAAGUAUGGAUUGCAUGCGGUCACACAAUCACACAGUUGUGGAUUUGGACUGUUUGAUUGAUAAGAUCGGAUGGCUCACAUUUUGAUAUUGCGUAUUAAACUCAUUUGGCGAUGUUGGAAUUUUGUCACAGCUGAUAGGCUUUGAGUAACUUCAAGGGUUACUUCCCUGAGUAUGGAUGGAUCAACAUUUAUAAGUGUACUGGCAACAAUAAACUCUUAAAUUUACUCUUUUUCUGCAAAAUGAAGAAUGCCUCAUUUAACAUA